AUGAAGAUGCUACUGGCUGUAUUCUUCUUGAUUCAAAGCUGCUACGCGGUUUAUUAUAAUUACUGCGCAUCGACCGGAACUUCCUGCACCUCCUUCCUGUCCACCUGCUCCAACGGUCUAACGUGCUUGUACCGAGACUCGCAGAAUCUCGUGUGCUGCCCGAACGCGUCGCGCUCGUGUGCAAACCUUGAUGAAGCCGGAACCAGCAUUUCCACUUGCGCCAGCAAUGCUGCGUAUUGCACGAACACUCUCUACACCUCACUGAUGAAAGAGCAGUGCCCGUCGACCUGCGGAUACUGUAGCUCAAGCUCUAUCUCCUCGUCCACAACCUGCGUUGAUCUGCUCAACCCGGACACCGGAGUAUCCGAUUGCCCAUCUCGUGCGUAUCUCUGCGACGAUGCGACCUACUAUUCCGUGAUGACCAGUUUCGGCAAAAUGAAGACUGAACUGGUCGUGCUCCUCUUCGUCCACUCUUGCGCGGGGAUCGUCUACAAUUAUUGCUCGGUGACGGGGACUUCCUGCACCGCUACUGGCGUCUGCUCCACCGGAUACACCUGCCUGUACCGUGACUCGAAGAAUAAGGUCUGCUGCCCAACGGCUUCUCGCGCCUGUGCUAAUCUUCUCACCGCCGGAACAACCACUUCGACGUGUGCCGGCCAAGCAUACCUGUGCUCGGACAGCCGGUACGCCGCGCUGAUGCAACAGCAGUGCCCGUCGACGUGUGGAUACUGUAGCUCCAGCUCAAUCUCCACUUCGACAACUUGCGUUGACCAGCUGAACCCGAGCACCGGAGUCUCAGAUUGCCCAUCACGCGCGUAUCUCUGCAACAAUGGUACCUACUACGACGUGAUGACCACCCAGUGCCCUGCGACUUGUGGUAGAUGCUCCAGCUCCUCGGUUAUCUCUUCCUCCACCACAUGCGUUGACCAACUGAACCCAUCUACCGGAGUGUCGGAUUGCCCAGCUCGCGCCGCGUCUGGACUCUGCGCAAACUCGGUGUACAUCCCCCUGAUGACCCAGCAGUGCCCGAGGAGCUGCGGAUUCUGCUCCGGAAAG
Mesorhabditis spiculigera is the source of this 1056-nucleotide messenger RNA. The record is from the annotation of a GenBank genome assembly. NCBI's taxonomy places the organism in Eukaryota, Metazoa, Nematoda, Chromadorea, Rhabditida, Rhabditidae.